Molecule: messenger RNA, 927 nt
Organism: Aspergillus lentulus
Lineage: Eukaryota; Fungi; Ascomycota; Eurotiomycetes; Eurotiales; Aspergillaceae
Source: RefSeq, a predicted model, not a curated record
AUGUAUUCUCUCCUUCCACUCCUUUUGGCGAUUGGCGUUGUGCCAGUGUGGAGUUUCAGCCUGGAUACCCCCACCAAGUACUGGAACUACACCACGGCCAGCCUGUCCAGCACCACCUCGCAAGAAUGUAAGGACGCCUACAGCGCCAAUAUCGACUGCGACGACUUUCUGCUCGCAUUGGCCGUGUCCAAGGAAGGCCGGUGGUGGCUACCCGAAUACGACUCGGCCAUGUUUGACCGCACCUGCACGGCCACCUGCCAGUCGUCUUUGUCGGCUUAUGUCACGAAUGUCGAGAAGACGUGCAACAAGGCCAGCGACGCAGCAUUCAAGACUAAUGACUUGGAUAACCUCGAGGACAAGGUGUUUGUGCCAGUUGUGACGCUGGGACAUAUCUUGCAAUAUGCCCUGAUGAGAUCCUGCGCGAAAGAUGAUGACGGAACAUACUGCUAUAUCGGCCAGAGCAGCACUUACUAUGACGACGGCGGCUGCGACUGGACGUGCGCGCUGGCCUAUUUCUGGGUUUGUCACGAAUAUCCGUAUGACAACUACCAGUUUGGUAUUCAUAUGAAGGGCAUGACCGAGGAUGGUCAGCGCGUCCAGUUGAUUUCUAGCAGCGUGCUCUUCGACGAUUGGCAGAAUUCGACGUAUGGUUGGGCGACGGUCGAGAAGUGCGGAUGGACCAAAAACGAUACACUGCCAUUGUACAAUAUGGGCAUGUCGAAGAAAGUAGUUGAGAAACAGUCGACAGCGAACUCGACGGCAAUGUCGACGGCGACAUCGACUGCGACGAUCGCUGCUGCGUCAAGUACGGUGAAGACUGCUGCACUCCACGCUGUCAGCACUGACUCUGGAACGGGAUCAAUCCGGAUGCAUAUCGACACGUGGAUGGCAGUGUUGAUACUUGCUAUGGGGAUAGUGGUCCUUUAA